UAACAUCAGUACUCUUGUAAAAAUGGGGGUGUACAUGCAUGCAUCUGUCCAUGCAAUUAAUGAACCUGCUGAAUGCAGUUUUACAAUUAUGAACAAACGAAGCCUGUUCCAAUAUCACUGGGCACAAAGAAGGAAUCAAUACAUAUAGUGUAUACACAUUGCACUAUUUACAUGCCAUUACAUUUGUUUGUUAACUUAAUUUGAUUGUUCAUAUAUUAGUUAUAUUUUGAGUUAUGUAUUUUAAUGGAGAGAUGCUUAUGAAAGAGUAAGCAAAACUGUAAACACAAUCUAAAUGUCAAGUCUAGUGCCCAUUUAAAACGUCAUAUCUGUAGAUUUUCUAUGUUUACUCCAUGGUCAUUCUGAUUUCCACCUGGGACUUCAGUUUCUACUGAUAGUUUAAGCACACGCUGUUACAUUGAUUGGAUGACCAGUGUGUGACAGACUGGCAUCCCAUCGAAGGCUGCCAUCAGCCCGUUGUUUCCGUGAUAUUCUCCAGCAAAAUAAUAAGAAAUAUGGAGGGAUACACAAUGGUUGGAGACUGAUCAGCUCAUUUUGCGAUAAUAUUUGGUCCCACAAACUCCUGGUCGUUCAUUCAUUCUAAACAGUAAUCAUCUCAGUUCCUUGCCUCCUUGCCAUCUCAUGGUGUGUUCUCAGCUUGUGAUUUAUCACGUUAUAAUAUUUGCAGCAAGCAUCAUAUUAGAGCGCACUUCAUACGCUCGCACCACCGUCCUAAUCAAGUGCGGUUCCCAGCUGCACGCAUUCGUAAACUUAAUUUUAGAAGUUUGUUGUUUCAUUUCACUACCGCUUCUGCGACUAUAUUUCAAAAUGCCAGUCCCGAUGAGAUUUUAUUUCUUCUAAACUGAAUUUAACAGCUAAAAAUACUGCACAGUAUAUUUCUCCGUUUUAUUACCAAUUUGUAAUCCGUAUAUUUCCCCCAACAUCCUUUAGGUUUGCCUGAAUUUUUAUACCCUGUCUGUUCCACGUGCGGCUCCUGUUCUUUUUGCUUUCCAUCUCUCUUUUCAUAUGUCAGGAUAACACAGUGCUAUUGAAAGUCUCUGCAGUCACGUGACGAGAGUGAGUGUGUGUGUGUGUGAGAGAGAGAGAGAGAGAGAGAGAGAGAGAGGGAGAGAGAGAGAGAUGGAGGGAGGAGGGGUGGUCCUCCUCCGCAGUUUGCUGUUUGUUAUGUCUCAGACACCGUGAGUGCUGGAUAGAUAUACAGAGAGAGAGAGAGAGAGCGAGAGAGAGAGUGAGAGAGAGCGUGAGAGAGAGAGAGAGAGAGAGAGAGAGAGAGAGAGAGAGAGGGAACCAGUGCUGAAUUCAGUACCUGUCUCCUCUGUGAAGAUCCUGGGAUUUCCCUGCCUUUUCCCCCGACUGUUUUCCCUAUUGCAUUUUAUUAGAGGGUGUAUUCUUUUGCCUUGGGAUUUUAUUUUCAUCGUUUUGCAUUUACCUUGCCAUUAUUAUUCAUUACCCUUUCAUUGGAUUGGUUUGACCACUGAAGGAGCUUGGAUGAACUGCUUUGGCAAAAACUGGACAUGGAAUUGCUGAUAAUUUGCCUUUCGACUUGGAUUUUGCAAUGCAAUUCAGUGCAAGCGGACUCCAUCAUUCAUAUCGGUGCCAUAUUUGAAGAAAACGCAGCGAGGGACGACGAGGUCUUCCAGUUGGCAAUUUCAGACCUAAGUCUCAACGAUGACAUAUUACAGAGUGAAAAAAUCACAUUCUCCAUAAAGUUUAUCGAGACAAAUAACCCCUUCCAGGCAGUCCAAGAAGCUUGUGAUCUGAUGACCCAAGGCAUCCUGGCACUAGUGACCUCCACAGGCUGUGCAUCAGCUAAUGCCCUGCAAUCACUGACUGAUGCCAUGCAUAUUCCCCAUCUCUUUGUCCAGAGGAACAAUGGAGGAUCUCCUCGGACAGCCUGUCAGCUCAACCCAAGUCCUGAUGGAGAGAAGUACACACUGGCAGCCCGGCCACCAGUGCGACUCAAUGAUGUUAUGUUAAAAUUGGUCACUGAGCUCCGCUGGCAAAAAUUUAUCGUUUUUUAUGACAGUGAAUAUGAUAUCCGAGGGCUGCAGAGCUUUUUAGAUCAGGCUUCUCGUCUUGGUCUUGAUGUGUCAUUGCAGCGUGUGGAUAGGAAUAUUAGUCGUGUCUUCACCAACCUUUUCAGCACAAUGAGAACAGAAGAGUUAAAUAGAUACAGAGACACACUGCGGCGUGCUAUACUUUUGCUGAGCCCCAAGGGGGCGCAAGCAUUCAUCCAUGAGGCCGUCGAAACGAAUCUAGCUUCUAAAGACAGCCACUGGGUUUUCGUAAAUGAGGAGAUCAGCGAUGCAGAGAUUCUUGAGCUGGUGCACAGUGCCUUGGGUCGAAUGACGGUCAUUCGGCAGAUUUUUCCUAUGUGGAAGGACAGUAAUAUUCGCUGCAUGAGGAACAAUCACCGAAUCUCUUCCUUGCUCUGUGAUCCACAGGAGGGAUACCUUCAAUCACUGCAGGUCUCCAAUUUGUACCUUUAUGACAGCGUCCUCAUGCUUGCUAACGCUUUUCAUAGAAAACUUGAGGAUAGAAAGUGGCAUAGCAUGGCCAGCCUGAACUGCAUGAGGAAGUCAACGAAACCAUGGAAUGGAGGGUGGUCCAUGUUAGAGACUAUCCAGAAGGGACGAAUUAAUGGAUUAACCGGAAUGAUGGAUUUUCGUGAUGAUGGAUCUAAUCCACAUGUCCAAUUUGAGAUCCUUGGCACCAGCUACAGUGAGACGUUUGGCAAGGAUGUGCGUAGGUUGGCAACUUGGGACUCUCUGCGGGGGCUGAAUGGUAGUCUACAGGAGAGACGUCUGGAAAGUGACAUGCAAGGAGUGACUCUGAAAAUUGUGACUGUUUUGGAAGAGCCAUUUGUCAUGGUAGCUGAGAAUAUUCUGGGUCAGCCGAAGCGUUACAAGGGGUUUUCAAUUGACGUUCUUGAUGCACUGGCCAAGAACUUAGGAUUCAAGUAUGACAUCUAUCAAGUUUCAGACAGCAAGUAUGGGAUACAACUACAGAAUGGCUCCUGGAAUGGAAUGAUAGGGGAACUUAUCAACAAGAGGGCUGACUUGGCCAUCUCUGCGAUUACGAUUACACCAGAGCGAGAAAGUGUUGUUGACUUUAGCAAGCGCUACAUGGAUUAUUCAGUUGGAAUUCUUAUUCGGAAGCCUGAAGAAAAGAUCAACAUUUUCUCUCUGUUUGCACCCUUUGACCUGGCAGUAUGGGCAUGCAUUGCAGCAGCAAUCCCAGUUGUGGGAGUUCUCAUAUUUGUGCUGAACCGCAUCCAAGCUGUACGUGGGCAAACUCCACCAGCUCAUCAACAGCAGCCAUCAGGCAGCUCCCCCUCUACAUCCCUUCACAGUGCUAUUUGGAUUGUCUAUGGGGCUUUUGUUCAGCAAGGUGGGGAGUCCAUUGUAAGCUCUGUUGCCUUGCGGAUUGUCAUGGGCAGCUGGUGGCUUUUUACUUUGAUUGUCUGCUCUUCUUACACUGCAAACCUGGCGGCUUACCUAACUGUUUCACGGAUGGACAGUACUGUCCGAACAUUUCAGGAUUUGGCCAAACAAAUGGAUUUGUCUUAUGGCACCGUGAGGGACUCUGCUGUCUAUGACUACUUCAGAGCAAAGGGUACUAACCCACUGGAACAGGACAGCACCUUCUCAGAACUCUGGAGGACAGUAAGCAAGAACAAUGGAGCAGACAACUCAGUGGCCAACCCUUCAGAGGGAGUCAGAAAGGUUAAAAAUGGGAAUUAUGCAUUUUUGUGGGAUCUGGCUGUAGUGGAAUAUACUGCCCUGACAGAUGAUGACUGCUCCUUGACAGUGAUUGGAAACAGCAUAAGCAGCAAAGGUUAUGGCAUCGCUCUGCAACAUGGAAGUCCCUAUAGAGAUUUAUUCUCCCAGAGGAUCCUGGAGCUACAAGAAAAUGGAGAUUUAGACAUUCUCAAACAGAAAUGGUGGCCUCGAAUGGGACGAUGUGAUCUGGACAGUCAUACAAAUAUACAACCUGAUGGCCGCGCCCUCAAGCUGCACAGUUUUGCUGGGGUUUUUUGUGUCUUAGCUGCAGGUCUACUGCUAGCUUGCCUAGUUGCUGGCCUUGAGAUGUGGUGGAACAGCAAUCGUUGUCGGCAAGAACAACCUAAAGAGGUUACUAAGGAUUACGGACUGGCCAGAAUUUCUGGUCCAUUGACAUAUAAUGAUUUUACAUCUGCUUCAUCGGGAGGGAGGAAGGACAUAUGGACAGAAAGAGAGAGAGACUGGGAUGAAGCAGAAGAUAUUUAUACAGGACAAAGAGGUGAACUUGGAGCAGGUGCAUCGUCGUAUGAACAGCCUUAUGGACGAGGACAUGGCCCACAAGCAGAUCCCCGCUCCAUCUAUCGAGAUCUCUGCCCUGGACAUCGGCAGCAUUCAGCCCAGCCAGACCCUGGAGCCAGUGCGGGAGUAUCAGAGCACGGGUCUGUCUGUGAGCACCUUCCUGCCAGAGCAGGGCCACGGGGCAGGCAGGACGCUAACACAGGGCCCCAGCAGCAGUCUGCCUCUACCGCUCAGCAGUUCCUCCAGCAUUCCAUCCAUACAGUGCAAACACAGAGCCCCCAACGGGGGAUUGUUCCGCCAGAGCCCCGUCAAGACUCCAAUGCCCAUGUCAUACCAAUCAGUGCCCGGAGGACCUAUCCCAGAAGCCAUUGAGCCCACUCAUGGGACAUCUAUCUGACAUGAUCUCAUCUGAGGAAAAAACAAACAAACAAACAAGUGCAGAAGUUUUUUUUUUGUUUUGCUUUGUUUCUUUUUUUUUUAACAAACAAAAAACUCUAGAAAUUUUCUUGUACAUAUUUGUAAAUAAUGACAGAAUGAAGUGAGGUAAAAUGUAUUUUGAAUAUUCUCAAUUUUUGAAGUUGAGCUAAAAAAAACUAUAAAAACUACUGUAUGACUGGCUUUGUAAAUUUUGAUCUAUAUGAAUAAAGAAGCAGAUUCCUUGUGA
Messenger RNA from Erpetoichthys calabaricus (reedfish), 4983 nucleotides. RefSeq names its product glutamate receptor ionotropic, delta-1-like. Bases 1533 to 4691 code for a protein of 1052 amino acids. Gene Ontology annotation, molecular function: transmitter-gated monoatomic ion channel activity involved in regulation of postsynaptic membrane potential; glutamate-gated receptor activity. Lineage: Eukaryota; Metazoa; Chordata; Cladistia; Polypteriformes; Polypteridae. The transcript is spliced from 17 exons. The record is from RefSeq and is a predicted model, not a curated record. Gene Ontology annotation, cellular component: plasma membrane; postsynaptic membrane. Gene Ontology annotation, biological process: monoatomic ion transport; modulation of chemical synaptic transmission; synaptic transmission, glutamatergic.